UUUUUCUAUCAACUUCUAAAAUUGUGAAAAGGUUUUACAAAAUAAACUUUAACAGGUUAAUUCGGCAUGAAGAAGGUGAAGUACCUGUAUAUCCUAUACAAGUACCAGAUAUAUUCACUCAAGUUGGUCGUCCAGGCGGAAAAAGUAGUGAAUUUUGGUUAACUGAAAAAGAUUAUAAAUGUGCACACGCAUAUGUUCUGCGCAAUUGUGAUUAUUUCCAGCAACAUGAGAGAUUGUUGGAGGCGCAAAUUCGAUAUGAAUAUCCAAAACUAUCUGAUGAAGAUGUUAGGUCGAAAAGAGAAGAAGAUUUCCAUGAAUGGAUUAAGCAAUAUGUGCGUGGUGGUUUUGAAAGUUUUCCUCCAUGGGUCCAUGAAAUCGUGGACGGUCCUGAAAAUAAAGUUAAGUCUUGGCCUAUAUAUUUUACAAGAGGUUAUCUGUUUCACACAAAAGCUCACGGUCUCACUAAAAAAACAAUGAAUUAUGAGGUAUGUGUCCGAGGACAAACUUAUUCCAAUUCAUCUGGCGAGGACGAUUUUUACGGGACCAUUGAAAAUAUCAUAGAGCUUACCUAUCCAGGAUUUUUGAAUUUACGGGUCACACUUUUCUAUUGUGAAUGGUAUGACUCUACAAUUGACAAAGGCACUCGAAUACGCGAUGGAGGCAUUGUUGACGUGUUGUCAUCAAGGAGAUACCGACAUUAUGAACCGUUUAUAUUAGGUUCUCAAGCUGAUCAAGUUUGUUAUCUUUCAUAUCCUCACACUAAACGACCUCGAAAACUUUGGCUCAACGUUCUGAAAGUUAAUCCAAGGCAUGCUGUACAAGGGAACUUAAAACAAAAGGAGGUUGUUAUAUUGCAGCAAACAGUUGAUGAUGGAAUGACAGAUUCAAUAGAGGAGAUCAUAGUUGACAGUUUCGUAGAUGGUAAUCAGCCUAAUGAAGAACUUGAUUUUGAGAUCAACGAUGCUGAACAAGAAGACGAAUUUCGUGGCAACUACUCGUCGUCGUCUUCGUCUUCAGAUGAGGAUGAAGAUCAAGAAGAUGAAAAUGAGGAAUAUGAAUAAUUUUCAUGUUUA
Molecule: messenger RNA, 1073 nt
Organism: Camelina sativa (false flax)
Lineage: Eukaryota; Viridiplantae; Streptophyta; Magnoliopsida; Brassicales; Brassicaceae
Source: RefSeq, a predicted model, not a curated record